Papaver somniferum (opium poppy) is the source of this 561-nucleotide messenger RNA. RefSeq lists its product as uncharacterized. The transcript has a single exon. The coding region runs from base 1 to 561 and encodes 186 amino acids. NCBI's taxonomy places the organism in Eukaryota, Viridiplantae, Streptophyta, Magnoliopsida, Ranunculales, Papaveraceae. The record is from RefSeq and is a predicted model, not a curated record.
AUGUCUUCCUCAAUUUCUUACUCAGGAAGAUCUGAUUCAGGAAUCGUAAAUCCAUCAUAUGUUGCUUGGUGUGAUGGUGAUAACACUCUCAUUCUUUGGUUACAAUCCACAAUUUUUGAUUUUGUUGUUUUCUAUGUUGUUAUUGUUGAAUCUGCUAGAGAACUACGGUGUAGUAUUGAAUCUAGAUUUGAUCAUACUUCAACAAAACAUGUUAUACAAAUUCAUACAAAAUUGCAAACACUCAAGCUUGGAUCUGGUCCUAUGGCUACUUACUUGGGAGAAAUCAAGAAAUUGACAAAUCAACUCUCUGUUUCUGGAUCUGAAAUUUCCAAUGAUGAACUUAUGGUAUUAGUUCUUAAUGGUAUUGGUCAAGAAUACAACUCUUUCAGUACUUCUAUCUGUGUGAAAAAUCCACCAAUUUAUUUUGAUGAGUUGCAUAAUCUUUUAUUAUGUGAAGAAGUUUUUGUAUCUGAGAGAUCUAAACCACUUUUCUCUGAAACAAACAACAAUUUGUUGCUUUUCAAUCUCAACAAGUACUUCUUGCUCAUCAGAGAGCUCUAA